Sparassis crispa is the source of this 1809-nucleotide messenger RNA. RefSeq lists its product as hypothetical. NCBI's taxonomy places the organism in Eukaryota, Fungi, Basidiomycota, Agaricomycetes, Polyporales, Sparassidaceae. Gene Ontology annotation, cellular component: nucleus. Gene Ontology annotation, molecular function: zinc ion binding; DNA binding; DNA-binding transcription factor activity, RNA polymerase II-specific. Gene Ontology annotation, biological process: DNA-templated transcription; regulation of DNA-templated transcription. The transcript has 9 exons. The record is from RefSeq and is a predicted model, not a curated record. Bases 1 to 1809 code for a protein of 602 amino acids.
AUGGCCGAGAAGCAGAUCACAAACUCUUCCCCGGGACCGAGCUCCAGCACUCUCCAGAGAGGAAAGGCAUGUUUACGCUGCAGAAAGCGCAAAAUGAGGUGCGACGGCGCAAAGCCUGCUUGCCAGCAAUGCGUACGCGCGAAGAAGGCUGACGGCUGCGAGUACGACGAUGGUAAGGGCAAAACCAGGACGCAGCUCAUGCGCGAGCACAUCGCACGUCUCGAGUCGAGGAUAAAGGAGCUCGAGACCAACGAGACCUCUACCCCCUCCGUCACCCUCUUCGACCCUCAUGCCCCUUCCCCCUACUAUUCAGAGUCCUCCGGCUCCUCAAGCCAUGGCUCUCCGGGGAACAUCAGCCUCUCGGCUUCCACGUCUCCGGUACCUUACGGUCCAGACGAGAUUCGCUCGACCAUGGUGAGCCCUCUGACGGUGAAGUAUCCAGAUAUGGAUUCUUCUUGGGAGGCACAAUGGGACCAGAUGACAAACUUUGCCUCCGGUAGUCAGGUUAGCGAUGCUUAUAGGGCAUCAGAGGAACCCCCGGUCGAACUUGCACAGAUGUUAUUGGAACUUUUUCUCCCUCACCGGCAUCAGUGUGGGUUGGAAGUCCAUAUCGGUCGUAUGCGCGAAUCGCUCGGGCUUCCGCCAUCGGAGCAACGUCAUCCAGCCCUGAUGAACACCAUCUACCUCUGGGCCUGCUACCUUUCACGGCCAGAAUCUUUAUGUGAACAUGAGCCCGUGUAUUUGUCGCGUGCGCUCUCAGCGAUGAACGAAGCCAUUCAGUACCCGACAAAGGUCGUCGACAUUAUCCAAGCAUCUUGUUUGCUUUCGAUGUAUUACCUCUCCAACGGCCGGCUCUUCGAAGGAAAUUACUAUGCGUCUGCUGCAGCGUCGCUCGCGUUGCAGUACCGGCUCCAUCAGAUUGAUUCGGACGAGCUCAGCGCACACCCAGGCAUAGGUCUGUGGGAGCCCACUUUCAGUCUUGAACCGGAGAAGGACCCUAUUGAGCGUGGAGAGCGAAUUUUAACUUUCUGGCAGGUGUACAGUCUUGACAGGUGCUGGUCGGUCGCGCUUCGGCGGCCACCGAUAAUUCCGGACAACGACCAUCCUUCGACACGUAUCACCACCCCAUGGCCGCAGCGCAUGGAGGAGUACGAAUCGGGCGAUCUUGAAGGCAGCUCGGGCAACGGCACGAUCUUCGAUUUUCUAGCCCAUCAGGCACAAACGUCGAGCCUCGUCGGAGGAUUUUCGACGAUUGCGCUUCGUGCCAAGGCUUCUGUGUUGUUCGAGGCCGCCGAUCGGCUCUCUUCUAGUUUCAUGCGUCUUCCCGCAUCGAACACGAUGAUGGACGAGUUCCGCGUCCUAGAGCAUACGAUUACGCGGUUCACCGCGACGCUGCUGCCCCUGCACCAGCUCAGCGCGGCGGUGCCCGAAGAGAAGUUCACGCUCAUCGUCGUGCACAGCCUCGCCCACGCGGCUAUGAUCCACCUGCACGCCCCCUUCGUCGAGCGCGACCCCAUCUCGCGCGAGAAGUGUGCACGCGCCGCGCGCGCGAUGAUGCUCGUCACGAAGCACAUUGCGGAGUUGGACUUUGACUUUCUCGAACCGAUCGUCGGGCCUUGCUGGCUCAGCGGUGCCAAAGUGCUUGAGUCCGAGCUCAUACGCCUACAGGCGUCAUGGCCCCCACCAAAUAUGAUGGAGAUUCGCGGGGAGCUCGGCGGUUUCCUCUUCGUUCUCACGAAACUCAGCGCUCGAUUCCCGCUAUUAGGAUACGAGGCAGCCAAGGUACAAAGCUCACUAGAGGGCAAGUAG